Anisakis simplex (herring worm) is the source of this 1281-nucleotide messenger RNA. The record is from the annotation of a GenBank genome assembly. NCBI's taxonomy places the organism in Eukaryota, Metazoa, Nematoda, Chromadorea, Rhabditida, Anisakidae.
AUGAUGCCUCAUUCUAGGUGUACGAGGGAAUUUUACAAUAGCAGAACAAGAAAAAUUCAAACCGAAGAGCAACUAGUGUACUUAUUCAAGUAUGAGAGAGGUCAGUUGUUCAUCUUGGAAAACAGUUUUAAAUUUCUCUACUUUGACAAGCAAUCAAUUAGGUUUUAUUCAUCGGUCGAUCGUGAAGAGGUGAUAACGUGGAGAGAACUGAAAAGUUUGUUUGUGAAAGGCGCCGUUAAAUUACAAGUCGGAAAAGUGAGUAAAUGGUUUAUAUUUUCGUAUCUUUUCAACAUCACUACGUAUUUUGCCACAUUCUUGUUUAUAUGGACACCAAUGCUGUUCGCAUACGACGAUUACAAUCGCGAUUUGAAGAUUGCAAUUAUUUGGGUACCAACACUACUCGCUUUUGCAUUUGCAUUUCAUUUGGUGAUGCGUAACAGUGGAACUGAACCUUGGGAAGCAUCAGAUGCUCUUAUGCCAAACGCUACUGUAGCUCGACAGUUCCUCGCCAUUUUGCAAGCAAUAACCAAGACGUCUACAAUGAUGAUAGGCGAAAUAGACGCUGACAAUGUACUUGAACGAAAAGAAUGGAUUCCGAAUCUAUUGCUAUUGGUCUUUGAAAUCACUACUGUAAUUCUAUUGAUGAACUUAAUGGUAGCGUUUACAAUAGAAAUGUUACAAUUAUCGGAAAAGUGCCAGUGCCGGUGCACGCAACAAAUUAAAUCUCUCCAUCAACACGCAACAAACAAUGUGCUCGUUAUCGACAAUGAUGGACAAGCUUUCACCGCUCACAAGAAUUUCGAUUUCACUGAGAAUAAUGCAGGUAUAAACUCUGACGAGGGCGCUGGAUAUGCGAAAAAAGAUACUGACGCUUUUGAGCUGCAAGCGAUAAAUAACGGAUCAGAGACUCUCGCUUCUGUCAGGUAUAGUAACUAUCCAGCACGCAAUACUGGAAAUUCAUCGCAUCAAUAUGCUGCGAACGUGUCAGCUGGAACUAAUCCUCCAUCAUCAUCAUCAGCUAAGAUUUAUCAUAUUCAAUUCCCGAAUAGCGAAAGAAGGAUGCGUAUUGAAAAGUACACGAUGUCAGGGCGAACAGUUCCAGUAACAGUCAGUGAAGCAUUCGUUCAGCUUAUUGAAAGCGUUCAGUCGGGUAUCGAAGCUUUUAAUGGCACGAUUGAAGGACGGAGAACAAAGGACGUUGGUGCAGAUCCAGAAAGAUUUAAUCGGAAAUUUGCUCGAUGGUUAAUAGGACUUGAUUGGUCCAAUCUUCUUGAUACAUAA